Gordionus sp. m RMFG-2023 is the source of this 1349-nucleotide messenger RNA. RefSeq lists its product as uncharacterized. The record is from RefSeq and is a predicted model, not a curated record. The coding region runs from base 569 to 1096 and encodes 175 amino acids. The transcript is spliced from 7 exons. Lineage: Eukaryota; Metazoa; Nematomorpha; Gordioida; Chordodea; Parachordodidae.
UAAAAUUUUAAUAAUAUAUAUAUGAUUAUAAAUCAUUGUUUUUUAUCUCUCAUCUCACUCACCGAUAAAAAUGGAUAUAACAAAAAAAAUUUAAAAAUACUCCACGGGGAACUCCAAAACCGGCUAAACGAUAAAUUUCCGUGACAUCUACGACAGUUUGCACUUGCCAAGGUAUCGACUUUGUCUUAGAUCUCUUUAUUCUCAUUUACCCUGAAUUAAUAGUGAAGAGCGAUUGCGAUAUCGCAGCGACCGAUCAGCUGGAUCGAUCGCAGCGAUUUUCAUUAUAGAGCAGUGCAAAGCGUUAUUAAUUCAAAAUGGUAUCCCUCCUCAAAUUAUUAUUUUUAUACAAAAUGAUGUUGAAGAGGAGAAGAUUAAACACGCUUAAUAUUAAUAAAAGAAAAGAAGGCGAAUUUUACAUCCUCUUUCCUAAACUCUUAAAAGAUGAUCCUAAAUUUUACAACUAUAUGAGGAUGACAAAAGAAACCUUUUAUUAUAUAAUUAGGCAUAUAAAACCUAUAUUGCCUACAACAUCAUCAAAUUUUAUAAAGGAUCCUAUAACUGUUGAAGAAUGAUUUGUCUAAGGUAUUUAGCAACAGGAUGUAGGUAUCCUACCCUAGCUUAUUCUUUCAAAAGGGGUAUAUCUACCAUCCAACAAAUUAUUAAGAGAACUACCAAAGCAAUAUGGCAAGCUUUGGUAAGCCAACAUAUGCCACCACUUACUCUCUCUGAUUUUGAGAGAAUAGCGAAGGACUUUGAAUUAAAGUGGAAUCUACAUAAUUGUAUAGGUAGUAUUGAUGGUAAACACUGCAGAAUAAGGAAACCACCUCAUUCUGGCAGUGGAUUUUACAAUUACAAACAUUUUUUCUCUGUUGUUUUACAAGGAAUUGUAGAUGCUAAUGGAAAAUUUAUAACUGUUGAUGUUGGCAGUUUUGGCAGUGAAUCUGAUGGAGGAGUUUUUGCUAACUCCAAAAUAUAUAAAAUGAUAGAAAGUGGAGAGAUUAAAUUGCCUCCUGCAAAAAAAUUGCCCAAUUCCAGCCUUAUUUUCCCACAUUAUUUUGUGGGUGAUGAUGCUUAUCCGUUGAAGUCUUAUAUUUAAAACCUUACAAGGGUAAACUUACACCCCAACAGGAGGCCUAUAAUUAUAGAAUGGGCUAGAAUACAGGUGGAAUGCACAUUUGGUAUUCUAAGAGCUAAAUGGAUGAUCUUUGAUCGACCAAUGGAUACGAAAUUAGAGCUAACAGAAGAUAUAAUUAAAACAUGUACCUUACUCAAUAACUUUAUUAUUGAUAAGGAAAAAUAUAUUCCUUUUAACCCUCAAAAAAAAUCAACCCCUUUAAAUAAUUUAUUAA